Hymenoscyphus albidus is the source of this 1217-nucleotide messenger RNA. NCBI's taxonomy places the organism in Eukaryota, Fungi, Ascomycota, Leotiomycetes, Helotiales, Helotiaceae. The record is from the annotation of a GenBank genome assembly.
AUGGCUAUCUUCCGCCUCAGCAAGCUUUUGGCUUAUUAUGCAUUCAUCCCAGCUAUUCUAGCUGCUCAAGUUGGUAAUACUGACCCCAUGACAAAUCAAGGUCUUCUCGGAGACCUAGUUGGAAUGCCAGUAUCCAACCUCACAAACGCUGGCUCACUACUCCGUGCUUGGCUUUUGCACUCAGGUAGCGCAAUUGGUCCUGAUAAUCCAGGUGGGACAUCUUGGAUAAAUGAAAUCAAUGACUACUAAGUCCCAUACUAGAACCACAGCCAGACUGUGCAAUAGAUGUUUGUUGCCCUUGGCAAGUCUCUUCAGUCACCGUAUUUACCCAAGUCUUCAAGCUAAUAGAACUGUCAAGGUAUGCUGUAUCUAAAGAGUUGUCGACACUCUUUGUUAACUCAACGACAAAGGAAUGUACCGAUGAUGCUAGAGCCGCAGUUCGCCUCGGGUUCCACGACGCUGCUUCUUGGUCUAAGAAAAGUUCGGCUCAAGGUAUAGACAUUGGUGGAGCCGAUGGAUCUUUCAUUAUUUUCCCGAGAGGAGAAUCGUCCAGAAAACAAUGGACUUCAAGACUUUGUAGGAAAACUUGUGGAUAUACAUUCUAGGAACCCUGGAGUCGGAGCAGCAGACCUCGUUCAGUUCGCAGCUCAUCACGGGAUUGUGUCCUGCCCUCAGGGACCACGUAUUGUAUUCUUUGCUGGUAGAAAGGAUGCUACCGUGCCGGCUCCACCUGGACUUGUUCCGGAUGUCCACGACAGUGCUCAAAACUUGAUUGAUUUGAUGAUGGACAAAACCAUCAAUGCACAGGAUCUUGCUGCACUUCUGGGUGCGCAUUCGACAGCCAAGCAGGUAAGUUCUCCCUUCCGUCUCGGCUCUCAUAUCCAAAAUGGUUACUGGAAAUGCUGACUCUGAAAUUCCUCACAGUUUCAUAUCGACGAGGCCCAAUCAGGCGCGCCACAAGACUCAACACCUGGCAUCUGGGAUACGAACUUUUAUAACGAGACUCUCCAAACCAAUGCUACUACUGGUGUCUUUCGAUUUCCAUCUGAUAUUGCUCUCUCCCAAGCUCAGAACAUGAGUGAACCAUGGAAGGCAUUUGUUGGAGCACAGCAAUUUUGGAACCAAGUAAGCUGUAGCCUAAACACACGAGCUUACCGCCAUACUAAUCUGCUCAGGAAUUUGCACUUGCAUAUACUCGUAUCGGCCUCUUGGUGUGA